AUUACGUAUUACAUCCACUGAUUUUACCUGAUAAUUCUGGCGUAGCUGGCUCAUCAAGUUUAAUGUUUUCGUAUUCACUGUUAGAUUUUGGUUAAAAUACGAAGAUGCUGGAAUAUUUUUAUUUUUUUUAAUGCCCCAGCUCACACUCCAAUGACCGCUGGAACCAGUUGUGAUUAUCCUAUUCUGGAGGGGGGGGAAAUGGAACGGCCAAAAAUGUUGACUAUGACAAUCGUACUCUAGAAUCUAGGCGAGGCCCCAUGGUCAUAUUAUUGAUUGAAUUUACUAUUUACCAAAUUUGUUGGUGCUGUAUAAUAGAUUCCUACCAUUUUGAAGGGUCAAUCAAAGACUGCUGUAAGGUGAUUUCACAGAGUGCCAUGGAUGGAAAUUCACUGGAAUGUAGAUGAAAUCCUCAAGCAAGAUUUUUCUGCAUUCCUAGGAAUCAAGUUAACUUUGUGAUAAGAGAUAAAAGAUCCUUUCUGCAUUUAUUUUUGUUUUCUACAAUGGAUAAUCAAGGUCCAGAACAAGAUUUAUCUGUUGGUCAACUUGAGACGGCUUGUUUACUGACUUCAGCGCCUACCAUCAGUGUCUCAGAGAAUUAUGACAGUACAGAUAUGAUUGCUAACCCAGCGAAUUCAUUGCAAAUUCCAGAUGAUCCUGAAGUCAACAUGACCUCAAUUCCUAGCAGUAGGCAGGCCUCUGUUCAUGCAGUUCGUCCCUCUGGAGAAGAAAACUCUGUUCAGGUCAAGGUUUCUGAUCCUUCACAUAUAAUCCAUAGUGUUAAUCAUCCCAUCAUACUAGGAAAUAUAAAUGCUGCAAAUAUACUGCCUACGGCUUUUAUACACAGGCCAAAUGACAAUACUUUGUCUCAAGAAGCCAGUGUAUCAGCUGAGUAUGGAGGAAGUAAUUUUCAGGGUGUCCUUCCUUUACUGAUUCAACAAGAUCUAGGCGGUAGGAAUCCUGAUACUGUGACGUCUACACCCCUGCUGUGCUUGAGCAGCCAAAACUCUUUCACGUCUUGUAGUGUUGGUGAUAGGAAACAAAGGCUGUCUGAAAAUGUACCGGUCAGUGAGGUCAUGGAUAUUGAAGGGAAAGCAGACUUGGUGGGCACAGACUCUGAGGCUUCUUGUAAACCUGCUCUCAUGUCAUCUGACACUUUACUACUUAGUUCAGCUUUAUCGCUGCCAUCAGAUGCUCUCUCUAUUAACUCAGUGUCAGUGCUCUCUGAAGACAGUAUUACAAAAACAAUUUUAUCCAAAGAGAAGUCACUUUUUUCUAUAGACAAACCCUUUAGUUUGUUAUCUGAUAUCUCAGACAGAAGUGUAUCUCUGGAAAGUAUACCUUCUGUAAGUGUAUUCAAUCCAUCAGCGAACAAUGCCAAGGUUAUCAAUGCAAUUGGUACAAUCUCAGCCUGUGACAAGAUCUCCCCGCCCAACACACUGCUCUCCUCUAGCACUUUGGCAAAUGCAGGGGUGGCUGUCUUGGGUGGUCACAGGAUUCCACAAUCUGUUUUUCUCCUUGUGAAGCAAGCAAAAGCACCAGCUUCAUCAGUCCCUGCAGAUACAGCAGCAGGUGUUCCACCACAGGAGAAAAGUAAUAUGGGGAGCAAAUAUGACAAUUGUGAUAAACUACCACUAGUUUUGAUGGAUUUCCAAAGUUCAUCUCAAGAAGAGACAAGUAAUCAGCAGCUUCAAACAGCAGUAGAGGAUAAAAAUGAUACUGACACAGAGCUCACUGACAAUGAAGAUGUUAAACAAGAUAGUUUGACUAGAAGUGAUACUGUAAUUCUGGAAACUGACAAGCCAUCAUCUUCUAGGGCCUCUCAAUUGAUUGCAUCGGAGGAAACACUUAUUCUUUCAGAGGAAGAGAAGUCAAAGCAACCAGAGGAGCCUGACAGACUCUCAGAGGGAUUUAGCUUCAAAACUUUGUCAACACUCUCUGCCAGUACACCUGAGUCAUCUUCUCAUGUGAGUGACAAUGCCUCGACAGAUAGUAAAUCGUUUGUUCAAAGUGCUAGUAUGGGUGGUUCUCAAUUACCAAAUCUAUCGAGGAUUCCCUUGUCUAUUGUUUUGAAUAGUUCUACCAACAACUCUGUUAAUGAUGUUUUCUUAAGCUAUGGUGAUGGUCAGGUGCCCAUGCUGAGGUGUUUGUCUGGAGACCUUCUUGAUAUCUCUGGCUUGCUGCAAAUGGGACAGUACAACAAUGCCUUCAUCAUGCCAGGUAGUCAGCAAGCUGUAGCGUCUGCUGUCACAGUAGGUGAGGCCCAGCCAGUACAAGUGUCGGCCAAGGAAACUCAAACUGACAUUGUUCUGGGCACCAACGCUGUUUUCUUCCAUCCCAGUAACCUGACUUCUAACUCAGAAUCAGAAGGCUCAGACGCUUCUCAUGCCACACUUGUGAAUGUCACACCUUCAGCUCACUCUUCAAACAUUCCAGCCACUGUGAUAAUGACGGAAGAGGCUUCUACAGGUAAUGCAGAACCUUUCCUCCAGCCUGUGUCGUGUUCUGAAAUCUACUCAAACCAGUGCAAUGCACAAGAUGCCAUUAGUUCAGAGGAGCCAGCGGUAGAAGAUGCAGUUGAGGCCCCCUGCUUGUUUCCUUGUGUCAACUGUGAGGAAACUUUUAAAUCGAAAAUGGAACUCACCAAGCAUGAGAGAACUCACAAAAAAACUUUCAAAUGUGACCUGUGUAAUGCUUCUUUUACAAGAAUGGGAAAUUUCACAAGACACAGAAAAAUACAUAAUCUACAAUCAGAGACUCAGAAUGUGUACAAUUGUGAUGUCUGUGGACGGGAGUUUCUUCAACGAUGUGACCUCAAGAGACAUUUACUUAUUCAUGCCAAGCAAGAACCCUAUCGAUGUGAAAAAUGUGGCAAAGGUUAUGUUCGUCGCAGUGACCUGGUAGUGCACAUGAGAUUCCACAACAAAGAUCGAGCGUUCAAGUGUUCAUCCUGUGAUAAAAAGUUUUUUCAGACAGGGGAUCUAAACCGCCAUGUGCGAAGAGCCCAUCGACCAAACUCCCAGUUGACAUGUGGACAUUGUGAUAGAAAAUACGCCUGUGAGACAACACUUAUUCGUCAUAUGAAAGCUUCGCAUAAAGAUAUCAUCUUAAGGACAGUACACCAGAAGCUACAAGAAACAGAUUCAAGCACAGGUACCAAGAGCACCAGCUGCAAUAAGGUCUUGUUCACCAUGACGGAAAAGCAGAGUUCAUAAUAAUAAAAACCUGUGAAGUGGCUUGGCCUAUUGAUACAAGAAUCUUUACUUUUGAAACUUUAAUUGGUGAUUUCUUCUUACUGAUAUGUUAGUGCUACUAGGAACAGUCAAUAAAUAAGCAAUGUAUUGUGAACAUGGAUAGCUCAACCUAGUUUGGGGGCUAGGAAAGGCAGGGAUGGGUUAGGAGAGGAGGUAGUCAUUCAGUUUUUCAUGGCUGUGUUACUUGGGGUAAUAUGUAUUUCUUUUUUUUUUUAAAGAGUUAUUGUAACAAUUACAUACCCUAAAUGUCCUCUGAAUUUUCAUAAUUGAUUUCAUCAAUUUAUCUGUUUCUUUUUUGUUUAUUUUCAUGUUGUUACUGUUGCUAUGUUUUAUUCCAUACUGUUGGCUUUUUUCCCCCAUCUUUUUCUUACUUGUUGCUGUAACAAGUAACACCUGAAAUAAAUAAGUUAUUGAAUGUAGGUGUUAUCCCUCCCUCUCUCCCUCCCUCCCCCCUUUCCCUUUCCCCUUCUCUCUCUCUCUCUCUCUUUCUCUCU
Molecule: messenger RNA, 3745 nt
Organism: Aplysia californica (California sea hare)
Lineage: Eukaryota; Metazoa; Mollusca; Gastropoda; Aplysiida; Aplysiidae
Product: serendipity locus protein H-1
Exons: 6
Coding region: 501-3212 (903 amino acids)
Biological process (GO): regulation of transcription by RNA polymerase II
Molecular function (GO): RNA polymerase II cis-regulatory region sequence-specific DNA binding; DNA-binding transcription factor activity
Source: RefSeq, a predicted model, not a curated record